Molecule: messenger RNA, 1507 nt
Organism: Cyprinus carpio (common carp)
Lineage: Eukaryota; Metazoa; Chordata; Actinopteri; Cypriniformes; Cyprinidae
Gene: tfb2m
Product: dimethyladenosine transferase 2, mitochondrial
Biological process (GO): transcription initiation at mitochondrial promoter; rRNA methylation
Cellular component (GO): mitochondrial matrix
Molecular function (GO): mitochondrial transcription factor activity; rRNA (adenine-N6,N6-)-dimethyltransferase activity
Source: RefSeq, a predicted model, not a curated record
CGUACGUUGUGCGCCUCACCAAUAGGAUUGCGAAACAGUCGGGUCAACAACAUGCGGGCUUCAAUGUCACAGACGCGCGUGCUGCGCAGCUUUCAUUAAUGUAGAUCCUGUGGGCAAGAACCGCAUCAUUUGAGGCUCAAGCUUGCUGGUUGUCAUGGCAGCGUGUGGAGGAUGUAGGUUCUUUGUCCUGACUUUAAGAACUCUAUGUGGAACAUCAAGAUCAGCAUCACUCUGCACUCUGCCUUCAGCUACACACAGGACUUUUUCCACCUCUGUGGGAACCUACUCUCUAGACCCAUUACCCUCCGGGUCAAGGAAGACCCCGGCUCCGGUGGCCAAACCAGAGCGAAUUUCUCCAUCCUCGGGAGGCGUUCAGAGGAACCUCUCUGCUGUCGCUGUGCCCCUGCAGGGUCAGUUUCGCCCCCUCUGCCGGUAUGACCCUUUAGAUUUGGGCGAUGUGGAGGAGAACACGCAGAAAGCGCUGGCCUGUAAACACCUGAGACAGUUCAUCGUAGACCCUUCCCUCGCAAGAAUCGUGACCGACCACCUCGCCGGAGACAUUGAUGAUGGGAAAGCUGUUAUAUUUGAGUGUAACCCCGGUCCUGGGGUGUUGACACGUGCUCUGCUGAACCGUGGGGCUCAAAGAGUAGUUGCCCUGGAAAGUGACACUAACUUCCUUCCUGAUCUGAAGGACCUGGAGCGCAAACUGGAUGGGCAGCUGGAUGUGGUUCAUUGUGACUUCUUCAAACUGGAUCCCCUCGGCCACGGCAGCAUGAAACCACCCGUCAUGUACUCGGAGAAACUCUUCUCUGAACUUGCCAUUUCCGAGGUUCCUUGGACUGCAGAUGUUCCAGUGAAGAUUGUGGGGAUCUUCUCACAAAGAAAUGAGAAGAACAUACUGUGGAAGCUGAUUUACAACCUGUUUGAGCGCCGCUCCAUCUUCCACUACGGACGUGUGGAGUUGAUCAUGUUCAUUAGCCAGAAAGAAUACGCAAAACUAGUGACCCGUCCAAGAGAUUACAGGAACUACCAAGCUUUCAGUGUUCUCUGGCAGAUGGCCUGUGAUAUUGAGUUACUGCAUGAGGAGCCACUGUCAUCCUUUCUAACUGUAACCAAGAACUCUGGAAGGCCCUCCUCAAAGAACACUUCAUCCCAAAGUGAUAAGCUUUGCUUGGUGCGAAUAACUCCACGUGAGGACUUGUUUAACUCUCACCUGACUCCCUUAAAUGGCAGCACUCUGGUUUUGAUGGUGAAACAGUGCCUUGCCAAAAGGAAAAGCAGACUGAUAGAACAAAUUAACUCAUGGAGUCCUGGCAGUGGAUCAGAGCUCAUCUCAAAGCUCAGCUUCCUUGACGACACAAUGACAGGCGACGUGUACCCUGAUGAGUUCAAGCGUCUGUUUGAGCUAAUGGAGCAGUCCGGAAACUUCACUCAGAGCUGGCUUUAUGAGGAGAUGCUGGAAACCACGAACACUGGUCACGCAUAACACCGCCAUAGAUGUAUUAAA